AUGAGUCCUCUCUUCAUUCUAUUGGUGGCGGAUGACAAAGACAAUCAACGUUGGCACAAGUCCUCUCUUCAUUUUAUUGGUGGUGGAGCCGAUGCGGAUGACAAGACUAUCAACGUUGGCACAAGUCCUCUCUUCAUUGUAUUGGUGGUGGAACCGAUGUGGAUGACAAGACUAUCAAUUUGGCAUGGGCACUUCCUUUUGAGCCUAUUCAUGAAUCAAUCCAUUCUUGGGUGCAAUUCGCAUGAGCACAAUUUGGCGGCAAUUGGUCUUACCAAGGAAUAUCACGCAAAGCAAUCACACGAAUGCAAUGAGAGGCACAACUUUGGAAGAGGCAUUGUCAUUGGAGGGGCUCUAUACUGGAAACAAUCAUCACAAGCAUCGAGCAAUUAUCACAGCUAUCAAGCUACAUCUGAUAUGGGCCGCCGCCACCAUGUCAAGAACACAAUCCUAUCAUACAACAAAACCAAAAGCAAAAUGCAGUAUCACAAAAAAAGCACGUCAGCAAAAAUAUAUCAAAAAAAGGCAGCAGCCACAUCAUACGAACAACAACGAUCCUCGAUCUUCCUGCGACAAAGCAAGUUCAAUCAUGCAAAGAAAGGCUCUCUCAAUGGAGCAGACCACAAUAUCAUUGUCAUGUAA
This is a messenger RNA of Lichtheimia ornata, 639 nucleotides long. RefSeq lists its product as uncharacterized. Bases 1 to 639 code for a protein of 212 amino acids. The transcript has 2 exons. The record is from RefSeq and is a predicted model, not a curated record. NCBI's taxonomy places the organism in Eukaryota, Fungi, Mucoromycota, Mucoromycetes, Mucorales, Lichtheimiaceae.